Jaminaea rosea is the source of this 10638-nucleotide messenger RNA. RefSeq lists its product as hypothetical. Gene Ontology annotation, biological process: phosphorelay signal transduction system; peptidyl-serine phosphorylation. The transcript is spliced from 2 exons. The record is from RefSeq and is a predicted model, not a curated record. NCBI's taxonomy places the organism in Eukaryota, Fungi, Basidiomycota, Exobasidiomycetes, Microstromatales. The coding region runs from base 286 to 10638 and encodes 3450 amino acids. Gene Ontology annotation, molecular function: ATP binding; protein serine/threonine kinase activity. Gene Ontology annotation, cellular component: nucleus; cytoplasm.
GCAAACGCUCCCAUCGCAUCGCGGGCGGUCACACACCUUUGCGCUACCCUGUCCCCCUUUCUUCUCUUCCUCAUCUCAACAAUCGCUCAGACGCCCGACGCUGUCGCAUCACAGUCUCAGCUCGGACCGCCGUCUCGCUGGUCUCGGCGAGCGGCAAUUGCCUCUCAACACACACACACGCACGCACUCCUCGUAGCAUACACGGCGAUCACGACGCUCAGAGUGAGGCAAUAGGCAGAGGGAGAGGCAGGCAAGGCCAAAGCCAGGCUCCACUGGUAAGGCCAGAUGGGCUCACCUCCUCCUCGACCAGGCCAGCAGGAAAGGGGUGCUAGCCGCGAUGACAGCACCAGUCGCCCGCAGCUGUCAAGCGCAUCGUCCUCUUCAUCACUGAAGCGACCGCCUUCUAGCUCCUCUACAAAGAGUACUACGCCUCAGUUGCCUAUGCAUCCGACCUUCAGCCAGACUGCGACACCUCGCGCUGCUACUUCUUCCUCAUCAUUGUCCAAGUGGAGCUCAGAAGACCUCGAAAGAGCGGCCGAUGUCAGAGCGACGUCCACUGGCUCUCCUACGCCUUCGGGCUCUUCGAAUGUCAAGCCGACACCUCUGACGUCGCGCAGCAUUGCUACCGAUCUGAAGUCGCCUCCGCGGGCUCGAGAGCCAGUGUCCAGCGACUUGGGCGAGCAGGAAGAUGAGGCAGGAGACGUCCAUCGCAAGCUGUCAUUUAGUCGCACUACUGAUGGAGCCUGGACAGAUCUGCGUCGCUCCUCGUCCACCGCAGGCAUCUUCGACCUCGAUACAGACGUCGUCGCUGAGCCGGCCGCCCCGGCCGCCGCAUCAGCAGCUGCUCGAAGCUCGCCCACUCGCACCUCCCCGACUGCCAUCCGUUCAUCGCAGCCCCGCCCGCCUCCAUCCUCCUUCAUUGACCCAUUCGCAGCUGGCUCGCGGGCGCAGAGAGGGCAGCCUCGCACCUCACUCGGCGAAGCCUUCGGCGCCAGACGCCAGCAAUCUACCCUGGCUGUCCCGCCUGCCACAACUACACCAUCUACCGGCCCUUCAUCCUCGUCAAGCGGCCCCUCCUCAGGGCCCAUCACUAUCGCAACGGCAGGCAAGCACGGCAAGUUCCCCUUUGACACGACGCCCUCCUUCUCCAGUCCCCUAGCCUACGCCUCAAUCCUACCCAACGACGCAGCGGAUGACUUUGAUCUGGACCGCGUCAGCCCAUCAGACGCAAACAAUGAUGCACGAGAGGUUGAGGACUCGCUGCAGAGUCUUGGGGUAGCGGCUAGCGAGGCCGAGGCGGACGUACCUCCUGGUUCGCGUAAGGCCAGCAACGAGUCUAGCAUGGCAAAUGCUUCACACGCUCUGCGCAAAGUCAGCAACGAGUCUCGCGACUCCAGCGCGGCAAACGCCUCGUCCGGCUCAAUACGACGCCGCAGCUCUGGCCGCGUGUCCGCAAUGGGCCCUCCGACCUCGAUUCCGGCUCGACGUCACCACACUCCCUCCUCGUCCAGCUCUGCUGCGUCAGUCGUCUCGGCCUCUACAUCGCCGGACGAGGCAAUGCCCAUGCAGCACCCUUUACGCAGCCUCAAAGCGCAGGGCAAGCAGCGAGAGGACUCAGCUCGCAGCAUCAGUGGCUCCUUCUCCGUCGGCAGUCCGGUCUCUUCGUCCAGUCAAUUCAGCACAUCCCCCUCGAUGACGUGGGAGCAACGACCGCUCAAAACGCCACUAAGCGUUUCGGCGGCAGGGCAGCAGCAAGAGACGCGCACCGCUAGCGGGACGAGCAGGCGACGCAAGUCGAGCGUGGCAGGCCUCGGAGGUAGCAGUGCGCAUCGCAGAGCGAGGUCGCUGGGAGGAGCUCUGAUGAUUGGAGGCUUUGAGCCGGGCUCUGCGGCCUCUUCGCCCAUUGGUGGGCCGGAUGGAGUAGAUCCGAACCUCGUUGCUGCGAUUCGAGGUGGGGACGUCAGCAUCCCUAGCACGCCGAUGCACGAGAACGCAGCAGCAGCAGCAGCAGCAGGCUCAACGACGGGCUCUUCAUCCUCGUCAGUAGGCUCGCCGCCCAUUGCGACGCCGCUCAGUACUCCAUUCGGCUCAGCGAAGCGACGUUCCGGCCUGUUGAAUCUCGUGCCAGGCGUAGGGAUAGCUACUCCUGAGAGCUCGAGGUCACGAGCUGGCACUACGACGUCGUCCGCUGAUGGCGGCAAAUCUGGCGCCUCAGAGGCAUCGGGAGGAGAUGCAGCUACGGAGCCCUCCACCUCGCCAGUCUCUUCGCGGUCACCAACCGACGCUAUCCCUCCUUCCGACUACGUUCGCGCUCGUACGCGAAGCCAGACGAUUGCUAGCAGCGGACAAAGUCCACGAGGCGCAAAUGCCAAUUUGAGCGCCUCGAUUGGGCCGGGAACUGCACGCUCGAGCAGUAAUACCGGCAGCUUAGGCGAUGCGAUUCGUCUACAGCGGGUGCCAACCUCGAUCCGACUUGCCGGCGACGUCUUUUCGCCCCCGAAUGCACAGCAGCGCAAUCGCGCAACGACGACUGCCACGAUGGAUUCGCCUCUGCAGACUGUGCCGUCCCCGCGCAACUCGAUGUCCAACUUUGGGCCUCGCUCCUCAUUGGGCGAUCAGGCGCCAGCACAGCUGGGUCUUGGAAUCCAUGGACAGCAGGAUACGAGCCCACAGCUUCCUGCUACGCCGAGCACCAGCAGGCGCCCUUCGCCACGCCCGUCGCGCACUGGCUUGUCUACAGCCUCGUCCUCUGGACGCGCGUCUCCCACUGACGUCGAUGUCGGCCCAGGCUCAGGCGCACGCUUCCUCGCCCCGCCACGACGAGACCUAAGCGACUCCUCUUCCAUGUCCCUCUCCGGCAUGUCCGGCAUGUCACACAGCAUCGCCUCUUUGCCCGCUUCCGGCCUCCCGCGCACAGCAGAGGAGCAGAGCCACGGUAUCACCACGCGGCGUCGCUCCAACUCCCCUGAGCAGCGUCUGCGGUCCUCAACCGUGGGGCCCUCAGCAGGAAGCGCCUAUGCUGCCUUGCUGUCCGUCUCGCCUAGCCUACCCCGAGCAAGCAUCAGUGGCGGCGGCGGUCACGAACCCCUGCGAAUCAAUACGGAUGCAGCAGUCGAGCACCUCGGCGGUGGCGGCAGUGCUACUGGCUCUCCCGUGGGUCGUUCACCCAUUCGAGCGCGCGGUGCUGGUCGCCUUUCCCUGGCACAGGGCACGCUACCAUCCAACGCUCUGCUUACUCCCGGCGGGCUUGGUCCGGCAACACACCCUGGGACGGACGAGUAUGCGCAGAUCAUCCUGCAGAGCCGCAAUGCUAAGAUGCAGAAAUGGCGCGUCCCUAGUGCGACACUGGCGGACGACUCGAUGAUUGAGGACCCGGACGAGUCCGUACGCGACUUGCAGCGUCAGCGCCAGACGACAGCUGUCUCGGCUGGUGGUGGAGCCGCAGCGAGUGGAACACCGCUCGGUCGCCGAGGUACCACGCUGGGGCUGCCGGAGCGCUUCCGGACUUACAGGGAUGCACGGGCGGAUGAGAGUCUGGAUGCCGACGAGUCGCGAUCCGCUGCUCAGGCAUUUGCCGGCUUCAGUGGGGAUAGCGCGGGGGAGAUUGAGUGGGUCGACUGGCUUGAUGAGUAUCGCAAGAUGAAGGAGGCAAAGUUGCAGUCCGAGCGGGAGAGCGAGGCGGUCGGCGAGGCGGUCGGCGAGGAUGCGAGUGUUGGUCCAACGACGCAGGCAUCCAAGCAAGAGCCGUCAUCAACGGUAUCUCAGCCACCAGUCACGGCGCUGCCUUCAUCGUCGUCGAUGGGCUCGCACGCACAGUCCUCCUCGUCACCACCUCGUCAAGUCUCGGCCCCAACGCCCCCUGCCGUGUCCGCCUCUUCAUCAACCACUCUCCUGGCAGGAGGGACCCCUCGCCGACCGUCCGAGCCACCCCUUCACCAACAGCAGUCUCGCUCAUCCUUUAACACGACUCUCGACACCACUACAGCAUCCCCGCUGCGUUCUUCCUCUUCAUCACAGAAGCCGUCUCGAAACCUCUCCCUCUCACCCAUGUCUUCCCGCUUCGCCCAUGUUCACGCCGCACCGUCGUCCGGGUCGGGUUCCUCCUCCUCGUGGACGAAUCGCCGUCGCAACCGCAACCUAGGCAGCAGAAUCGAAGCAUGGUGGGGUUCAGUCAAGACGGGCCUCUCGUCGAGCCUGCAGUCUCCUCCACCAUUACAGCGCAACAAGGGCUUCCCGAGCUCGCCGGGUGGGGCCUACGGGGCGACAAUGCGGCAUGCGAGCCACAGUGGCGGACUCAGUGGCAGGGCACUCAAGCCUCGCCCUGCAGUGAUUGCGCCACCGCCUCCCGCUGCGACGUCGUUCCCCACCAAGGAGCCAGCGUCUUCCUCUUCGUCAAGCAGGGCGAUGCCAGACGCUUGGGUCGCCUCUGUCACCACGCCAUCGCAGCUCUCCCUCCAGACGCUGCGAGAAGCGCGACCAGAAGCUCAGGCAGCGGGGCAGCCCCGUCAAGAGAGGCCAUCGCACGAUAGCGGAUCUUCAUCGCUGGGCAGCACGACGGCUAGCAGGCGCAAGCAGCCGCACCUCUCGCUCAACCUCGACAAGGGCACGAGCAGCUUUGACGCUCGCGAGUUUGAGGGGAUCAGUCAGGCCAUCCACACCGGCCGAAGCUCCAACAGCGGUCCUCGAACCUCUUCUCCUCUUUCGCAAGGGCCGAGCCCUCGCCACGUCUCGCACCCUCUGCCCGUCAAGGAGGAAGACUCGCCCGCGGCUGGAGAGCAGCAGCAGCAACAGAGCCUUGGUGAAGCCUUUCGCUCGAAUGUCUCGAGCCCCAAACAGAAGCCCGAGCGGCCUAGUCUGCCUGAGCGGGCAAGCAGCGAGACUCGUGGAGCUGCAGCGCCGCAACAAGGAGGAGGAGGAGGGGCGCCGCCGACGUCCAAAGAGAUUACGAUUCGCUCGAUCCGCCAUCACAUUCGGCAUCGCCUUGCAGCAUCCAAGGAGAGCUGCGACAAGGAACUGCGCAAGAUCGUGCGCGCCGUCAAUGCAUUCGUGGAGGCUGGUCUCCAGGAGCAGCAUGACGAGGGCUCAGAGUUGGGCGAUGACGAUGAUAUCAAUCUGCUCGGCGAAGAGAUGCAGGGUCUUCAGCUCGAAGAGGAUGUCAAUAGGCCGGUCAUGCCCCGCCCUUCGCUGAUGAGGCGUACAACGAGCAGCUCAAGUGGACGGCGCGACAGCCCGGCCAAGGUAGCGAGCCCUCCUCUGCCAUCAGAUCCGGAUGAGACGCCUCGUCCUCACGACGACGCCAAUGACUCGCCGGUCUCCUCACCACCUGCACAACCGCAGUCCAUCCUUAGCGAGCGAUUCACCAGCACUCACCCUCAAUCCGUGCCCCUCUCCAUGUCCUCCUCUUUCCCUGGGCUCAGCGCAAGCCACCACCUCAUCGCCGCCGCAGCGCGCAGUCGCGACGCUUCCCGCUCCGUCUCCAACUCUCGCUCGACAUCCCGCUCCCACUCGCCCAUGCCGCCAACUCUGCGUCCAGCAGCUGACAUGGAUUCGCCGCGCUUCUCCCCUGCACGACGCAUUCGCCGCUUACCAGCUGGUGACCCGCCGCUGGAGCCGUUUGUCCCUGCGCUACAAGACAUCGUGGGCAUUGCCCUCGACGUGGCCGAUAUGCCUAUUGCGGCGCUCACGUCUCGUUCGGGUGCUUGCACGGAGAUCAUCGCGAAUAUUCAGAGUGUAGGCAAGGCGUGGGAUGAGCAUCCCGACUGGCCAGGGAGAGGGUGGUUCGUUCAGCUGCUCCUCGCUGUUGCGGGCUUGUCCCGUGUGGUCGAGUGGUGGGAGGCGGAGAAGGGAUUUUGGAACUUCGAUGAUGAAGGAGAUGAGGAUGCGGAGCCCAUCAGCUUCAGGUUCGGAGAUCAAGGCACCUACGAGUCGGCUGGCGCAGGAAGUCCGGCAAAGGCGCGCUACCCGCAUGCUCCGUCGACGAGGGCGAGUAGCGUUACCAGCUCGCCUGCGCUUGACCCUACGGAUCGACGAGUCUUCUCUGAGCCAGAGAGGGGGCCAUCACGCCUUGCAUUGGCUGCUGCGAUGCCAGAGGAGGGCGACGAGUCCAUGGCUACUACGGCUGCCGAGACAGCAGCUACCACGGCGGCGGGGACGGUUGUGCACACAGGCACUGAACCAGCACAGCGUCCGCUCGCGCUCGGCGUUGACCAGCAAAACGUCCUAAUGGAGCUCAGCCUCGAUCAAGAGCGACUCAUCUACGUCAGCCCAGCCUGGCGGGACGUCAUUGGCUCGGAUCCCGACCAGCUACUCGACAGCCCCAUUGCCGACCUGCUCGCUCCCACCGACUUGGACACGUUCGCGGAAGCCACACGCCAGCUGCAACUCAAUGAGUCGCACACCGUUGAGAUUGCCUUCCGCAUGGCCGUUGGCGGUGAGGGGAUGGACGCGAACCUCUACCAGGAGAUGGAAGGCAAGGGCAUGCUUAUGCGCGACCGCGAGGAGGGCCUGCCAUCGCACACGAUGUGGGUCUUCAAACCCGUCGGUAGCCCAGAGCCAGAGGCAGAGCUUUCCUCCAGCCCGCACGCUCCUCAGGCGGCCCUCACUGCCGCUGGUAUGACGGCCGCAAGCAUCUCGACGGAGCCCAUCCUCUGCCGUAUCUGCGAGCGCGACGUGCCUACCUGGUUCUUCGAGAAGCAUUCAGAGAUCUGCAACGAGAUCCAUCGUCUUGAGAUGGAGGUCGGGGAGUGUAAUGAGGGCUUGGCUGAGCUGAGGCGCACGGUGAGGUCCAUCGUUGAGUCGUUGGACAAUAAUGCCGAGGAGCAGGAGCAGCCCCAGUAUCGUGGUGCGAGGCUCACCACGCCUGCCGCCUCGAACGACCCGCCGUCGGCGCUCGAGCACCUGCAGAAGUCUCUCUCGCCUCGACAGCUCGCGCCAGCCGUCGUUCGCAAGUCGCACUUCCGAGCGCUGGAGGCUCUGCUGGACAUCUUGCUCGUGGCAAAGGAGAUCUCCACGCCAAGCAUCAAGGAAGACGACGUCGCCGACCCGGUGGACAAGCAGCGACUCCUCAGCCCCACCUCAGAGGGCCGCAUCGCCCAAGUGCGAGCGUGGAAGCCACCAGGCGUCGAGGAUCCCGCCAUCGAGGUGUUGAUCUCCGACGUCCAGACGGCCAUUCGCAACAAGCUGAGCGUUGUGAAUCGCACGCUCAACACGAUUGUCUACGUUGAGACAGUGCGACUUGAGUGGGAGGAGCGAGUUGAUGCUGCGUUGGCUUCGGUGGCACACAGCGGUGGCAGUGACGGCGAAGGGAGCGGCAGCGAGGAGGCUGAGGGCGAGGUCGAGGGCGAGGGCGUAGACAAAGCGGAGCCCAAGACUGUAGCGCAAGAGGCGCCUCACCCCACGCCGCCGCCAAUGACAGAGGACGAAGAGGAUGCAGCAGAGACGUCGGCCAUUCUGCUGGAACGCGACGACCGUGAGGACAUCAAGGACGAGGAGGAGGAUGAGAAGCGCAGCGCGGCAUUGUCACCGGCUACUGCAGGAGAGGACGGUGACGAGAUCCCUGGCGUUGAGCAGCUGAUGGGCGGGCGAGCUCACGUCACGGAGCAGCACGCGCCGGCUAUCCCAAUCCCACGACCAGGAAAAGGAGCUCACGCAGGACCGUCAAGACCUUCCCCUCUCGGCCUUGAAGACGCUGGCGCCGCUGGUGGGAGCGGGCUUGGCAUCAUUGCGCCGCGAUCUCGCCACGGUUCUGCUACGUAUACGGCUGAUCCUCACUUCGCCAGCUCAUCCCUCAUGGCCGGCUCGUCCCUUAUGACGGGCUCAUCCCUGCGUAGGGUCUCUCAUCGUCCCUCUCUCGCAGUCGGUACGCCCACGUCACCUCGAAUCCCACCGACCGCCCCUUCCUCACGCUCAACAGCCUCCUCAAUCAAGGACUUCGACAUCAUCAAGCCGAUUAGCAAGGGCGCAUUUGGAUCCGUCUAUCUCGGCAAGAAGCGCACGACGGGCGACGUCUACGCGAUCAAGGUGCUCAAGAAGAAGGACAUGAUCACCAAGAACCAAGUCACCAACGUCAAGGCCGAGCGCAUGAUCCUCAUGACCCAGACGCAGUCGCCCUUCGUCGUCAAGCUCUACUUCAGCUUCCAGAGCACGGACUACCUCUACCUCGUCAUGGAGUACCUGCCCGGUGGAGAUUGCGCGUCGCUGCUUAAGAUGCUCGGCGGGCUGGAUGAAGAAUGGACGAAACGCUACGUGGCUGAGAUUGUAAACGGGCUUGAGCAGCUCCACGCGCAGGGUAUCGUGCAUCGUGACCUCAAGCCGGACAACCUGCUCAUCGACGCCAAGGGUCAUCUCAAGCUGACCGAUUUUGGUCUUUCCAAGAUUGGUCUUCUCAAGCGACAGACUGGACCGGCAGAUCGCAGCGCCAUCACGCCCAGCGGGCACUACAAGCCCGAGUCACCUGCCACCUCUGGCUCAGGCCUCGCACGAAGCAGCACAGCCUUCUCUGACUCUCCUACCACCUCGUCGCCCAUGACGCCUGGCUCGUCUGUGGCUCCAUCAGCAGCCACCGCUGCCCCGUUCUACGUCGACUCAAGCACAGGCCAGCGCGGCGAGAAGAUGCACCCCAUGCCCUCUGCAGGUGGCACAAUCGAGACGCCCGAUGCUCCUCCGCCCUCCUCUGGCUCCUCGCGCACCCCUCGCGCCUUCGUAGGCACGCCGGACUACCUCGCACCCGAGUCCAUCCUCGGUAUUGGCGUAGACGACAAAGCGGUGGAUUGGUGGGCUCUUGGCGUCAUCCUCUACGAAUUCCUCUACGGCAUCCCGCCCUUCCACGCCGAGACGCCCGAGCUCGUCUUCAAGAACAUCGUCGGUCGGACCAUCGACUGGGAGGAGGACGGCGUCGGUGCCGAAUUCUCGCCCGCUGCGCGUGACCUCAUGGAAAAGCUCAUGUGCUACAAGGCCGAGGACCGUCUUGGAUCACGAGGCGCUGCCGAGGUAAAGUCGCACGCCUUCUUCGAGGGCAUCGACUGGGAUCGCAUCGUUGAGGAUCCAGGGCCAUUCGUGCCCGACGUACUCAACCCAGAGUCAACGGACUACUUUGAUCUGCGAGGAGCGCGCGAAUUUGAGCAUGAAUACAGCGAGCCAGCUCCCAGCGUUACGGCGUUUGCCAAGGCCAUCGAGCACAACAGGCGUCGCGGCGGUGGCGGGGCUGCUACGGCUAGUCGCUUCAAGAUUACGCAGGGUCGGUUCGAGCGCGAGCAGCGCGAGCAGCAACAGGCCAUGGAUGACUUUGGGUCUUUCAGCUACAAGAAUCUGCCGGUGCUCAAGCAGGCGAAUGACGAGGUCAUCAAGAAGCUCCGUACUGAGGCCAGCAUGUCACAGAGCUUAGAUGCGCCAAGAAAGCGCAGCCUGUCGUCCAAGGUCGCGAGCAGUGCGCUGCGGGCUGUCUCGACGGGAAGGCCGCCUUCCCCUGCCACGUCUGUGUCCUCGUCGCAGAGCUCUGCGCCCGUAAGGACGAGGGCUACAACCAUGGGCGGUGGAAACGACCUUGCCGUGUCAUCUCCCGGCGCACCCUCGUCAGUAAUGGAUCGGCGACGCUCGCAGCUCAUCGGCAACAACAAUCUGAGCGACUCGACGGACUCGCGUGGACGCACGGCCUCUAUAAGCACCAGCGAGGCGAGCGCUCCGUCUGGCCCGCCAGCCUGGACGACGCUGAGGCGACGCCCGACCGCAGCGGGGCUUAUGGGCAGCGGUAGCGAAGGCGAGCAGAGUCCCAGUGGGCGUGGCAGUGACAGCCUUUCACAACAGCAGCAACAGCGCGCCAGUAUGCAGCAACGCAGUGGCUCCGGCUCCCUGACCGCCAACGUCCCGCCAAGCGCGGAUUCCCCCACGCUACCGGAAUGCCUCGUAGCAGAGGACAACCCAAUCUCCUCGCGCAUCCUUUGCCAGAUCCUCACACGUCUGGGCUGCAAGACCAAGACGGUUCGUAAUGGCGCUGAAGCCGUACGACUGGCCAUGUCCGACUCCAAGGUGUACGCCGUCCUUUUCGUGGACCUGACGCUCCCCAUCGUCAACGGCCAGGACGUGGCGCGCAUGGUCAAGUCGACGCGGAAUGCUAAUUCUCUCACGCCCGUCGUGGCGCUGGCUGAAUGGCAUGGCGAGGGACCGGUGCCGGCUAGCAUGGAUGUGACGGGCAGCGUGUUCGAUGGGUGUCUGACCAAGCCCAUCGACUGGGCCGACGUGAGAGCUAUACUGCCUGGUAUGCUGGCGAGGGCCACGCUCAAUCACAGCGGCGCAGGUGCAGGAGCAUCAGCGCCCAGCAUGGGUAGGCAGAGUGUGGGAAGCGCAGGUCCCGCGUCCGCAGCGACGACUUCCUCGACCACAACGCCGCCGAUGGUAUCCCCUCCCCCGCGCAUGGUCAAGCAACGCACCGCCUCGGGCCGGACGGUCAUGACCCUCGGGUCUGCAGCGCGAGAAGAGGACGAGGGUCAAGCGAUGCCGUCGAGUGGAAGCGGAAGGAUUGGCUCGCCGGUGACGAGCAAAGAGGUGGAGAGUCUCGCGAGCAAGUUUGGCGUCGCCUCGUUGAGCGGCAGCGGUGGCGCAGGCGCGGCGGAGGAUGAGAAUGAGGAGGCGGUGUUGGAGUGA